Messenger RNA from Meira miltonrushii, 1659 nucleotides. Its product is annotated as putative monosaccharide transporter. The coding region runs from base 1 to 1659 and encodes 552 amino acids. The transcript is spliced from 3 exons. Lineage: Eukaryota; Fungi; Basidiomycota; Exobasidiomycetes; Exobasidiales; Brachybasidiaceae. Gene Ontology annotation, cellular component: membrane. Gene Ontology annotation, molecular function: carbohydrate:proton symporter activity. Gene Ontology annotation, biological process: carbohydrate transport; transmembrane transport. The record is from RefSeq and is a predicted model, not a curated record.
AUGCCAACAUUGCCAUCUGGUGGUAUUGGUAAAGCAAGAAGCUUACCAGCUCCAAAGCCAAGAACAUUUCGUGAAGCUUUACCAGCUUUGAUCGUUGCAGCUUUUGUUGCAUGGGGCGGUAUUUUGUUUGGUUAUGAUACAGGUGUGAUUUCCGGUAUCAUCGAAAUGGAAAAUUUUAAAGAACAAUUUGGAACUAAAGACAAUCCACCUCAACCUGGUUGGUCUUUAUCAACAAGUCAUCGUUCUUUGGUCGUUUCAAUCCUUUCGGCUGGAACAUUUCUUGGCGCAAUGUCAUCUUCUUCGAUGGCAGACUUUUUAGGAAGACGCCGUGGGUUACAAUUUGCAAUCAUCAUCUUUACCCUUGGAGUGAUCAUUCAAUGUGUUUCAAAAGCAGUUCCACUUUUUGCUUUUGGCAGAUUUGUGGCCGGUUUAGGCGUUGGUGCAAUCUCUUGCAUUGUUCCUUUAUACCAAUCUGAAAUCAGUCCAGAAUGGAUUCGUGGUGCUCUAGUCACUUGCUAUCAAUGGAUGAUCACAAUUGGUCUUUUGAUUGCUUCAAUCGUUGAUAACAGUACACAACAUAGGCCAAAUCAAAGCUCGUACCUUAUCCCGAUAGCUAUGCAAUUUAUUUUCGCGCUCAUCAUUUUUGUGGGUUUGUUCAUUUUGCCGGAGUCACCACGGUGGUUUAUCAAACGAGGUCAAAGAGAACUUGCAGCUAAUUCAUUGGCAAGACUCAACUCUUGUUUACCAGAUUCAGAGUAUGUCACCGCAGAGAUUAAUUGCAUUCAAGCAUCGUUGGAUUUGGAACUUCGACUUGGAAAUGGCGGUUAUAAGGAGAUUUUUGAGAUGGGAGAGCGAAAGAUCUUUACCAGAGUCGCUGUGGGAGCCAUUUCACAGGCUCUUCAACAACUGACCGGUAUCAAUUUUAUCUUUUAUUACGGUGUAACAUUCUUUAAAAGCACUGGAGCAAAAAAUCCGUUCAUCUUUUCGAUCAUUUCAAAUGUCGUCAACGUGUGUUCCACGGUGCCGGGAAUGUGGAUGAUGGAACGGGUUGGUCGUCGACCUUUGUUCAUCUACGGAGCAGUCUGGAUGUUUGUUUCUCAACUAAUCGUUGCGGCAGUAGGAACGGCUGAACCAAUUUCAAACCGUCCCGCUCAAGCUGCGGCGGUGGCUUUUGUUUGUAUUUAUAUCGCCGGAUUUGCUGCUACUUGGGGCCCAGCAACUUGGGUUUAUACGGGUGAAACAUACCCUCUCUCUGUCCGUGCUAAAGGCAUUAGUAUCAGUACUGGCUCACAAUGGAUUUGGAACUUCGGCAUUGGUUAUGCAACACCAUAUUUGGUCGACCAGGGACCAGGUAAAGCAGGCUUAGGUCCUCAUGUAUUCUUCAUUUGGGCAGGGUGCUGCCUUUUGUGCAUCUUGUUUGCCUACCUCUGCAUCAACGAAACCAGUGGGCUUACUCUGGAAGAAGUUGAUGAACUGGUGGCAACCGUGAGCCCAAGAAACUCUAAAGCGCUCAACAAAGAGCUUAAGAAACGUCGUACUCAAUCUAUUUCUACUGGUGAUUCAAUUCCAGACGCAGAAAUGCACAACGGAAUGGAAGAAGAGAAAGGAUCGCCAGUUGAAGAGAAGUUCUCACCUGAUGAAGAGAAAGUGGUUAUGUAA